GCCUUUGAUAAAAUAUGUGGAAGCCAGAGGAGUCUGCUUCCAGUAGCGACGAAAGCUUUGAGGAAGAAAUUUCAACGAGGAAUUUUGGAAACUUUGAAGCAGCCACUGGUGCAUGUAAACUCAAGUCGGUGUUUGAAGAUAUUUUUGCCGAUAUUCAAGCCAGUAUUCCUACCUUAGAAUUGGAAAAUUCCUCGGAGGAAAGUGAUAAUGAUGACGAACCCCUUUCAUACACAAGAGAAGCACGGCCUUUGUCAUCAAAUAUUUUAUCCAAAACAAAUUACCCCAGCAGUAAGGUUGAUCAUUCUGCUGACACAGCAAGUCCAUCAGACAGUGAACUGUUCCUUGUCAGACCUGAUGGGCAAAUGUCAAACACCUCUUUACCCUCAGACGGUGACCAGGAUAGUAUUGAAUUUCUUAGCAGUUCUCCUGCACUUCUUCCUUCUACUCUUCCAAACAAGUUUUUCUCAUCAAGCUCUACACAAACAACAACAGACACUGAUAGUGAAAAUCCAAAGCAGCAGAGACCAAUGCUGUCAACAUCAUCCAGAAGCACAGCACCUGAUCCUAUUGAUCUGAGCCAUGAAGAAAACCAGGAGACAGUUGAACUAAGUUUUGAUCUUCUGGAGCACUUGAAUCUCGGUGAUUACCUUGAGUGCGCCAAUGAAGUGACUGUGCCUCCACUGUUUCCAUCCACUCUCAGUGACAGUGACUACAGCGAUGAUGCUGACAACAGCACAGUCCUCAUGGAAGGGUUGAUUAAACUGAGUGAAAAGCAGCGGAAUGAUGCUGCACCAACACCUUUAAGUCCUGCUGAUCACCAUUCAAAAGGUCCAUCAGAGAGAGAGAAUAAUAUGGUGCAUAGUGUUGGAGUAAUGAGUAGUCCACCUGUCACCUCUAAAGGAGUCACUGCUUCUUUAGAUCCUUCUGUUUCACAUAGAUCUAACAACACAGUGUUCUUGGAUUUAAGAAGACAAGAGAAACAAGCUGCCCCUCAGAGAAAUCAAGAAUUACCUCCAUCAAUAUGCAGAAUACUUGGAAUCAGCAACAACAGGCAGUCAGAGUCAUCUAGCAGCUCAGAUGAAGAUGACGGCCAUCAGUCAUGGCAAAAUCAGAGACGAAAAGCCAAAGAGGCUUCCUUGUCGUGUUCAAGACAAAACAAUGGUAGUGUUGGUCAGAAGAGACCACCAGAAAGGAUAAAAAGUGCUCUGGACGAAAUAAAACCUGAACAGAGGGACGGAGAUGACAUGUCAAACAAAAAAGUUACAGAAGGCGGACCAAUUUCACAGCAAAUGAAUUGUAUCGUGAAGGAAAGUGGGCAGGCAGUAAUAGGGCCUGGCACAUUAACCAUUAUGCAUGACGGACAGCUAGAUUUGAGUCACAAAGCUAAAGUCAGCACAAAUCAUAGAACACACACAUUCAAGCAAACAUUAUUAGCUGCUUCUCGUGUUGAUACUGCUAGACUUGUACCAGAUGUGAUGCAAGGUGACUCCACCGUGGACAACAAAAAUUUAACAAUGACAGAGACAAGAAAAGCCCAGAACCUAACAUCGCCUGAGAAGACAGAUAAAACAAUCAUCACUGGGUUUUCUUCUCCUGUAAAGAGAGAUCCUUUGAACAAAGUCGAAAAUGAGGUCAAUAAGAAUAUAACUUCUGCCGCGAGUGUGGAGACGAAGAAGUCCAGCGUGAAGCAUAAGCAAGUGUUGACAGGAGAGGAGAGAGCUAAAAGACAAAGACUUCACAAGAGUUUACAAAAUUUGAAGCCACUGCUAUCUUCCCACAAGCAUCACCCUGUCGCUCCUUGCACGCCAGUACUCUUUCACGAGGAAGCCUCUUAUAUGAACCAUUUGCAGAGUCUACCAAACCUUGAUACAGACACAUUAUAUCUGCUGCUGACUGCCAAGCUCUCAAGCUGUGGUGAGCUGAGUGUUAUUCACCAGGGAGCAAGAGGAGCUGUCACCCCAGAUACACACUGCUUCUCGCACCUAAUAGCUUGGCUUUGCUGUUUGGUUAGUCCCGCUAUGAACACUACAGACUAUGCCGAGAUCUGCAGAGCACCCUUUUAUGUUGUUAGCUUGCAGCAAAGUUGGCACAAUGGGAAGCUGAAGAUUGACGUCGGUCUUAUUAGUCGUAGUGACAAUGGCGACUUUUCACGUACGCAGCACGCAAACGGGAAACUGAAAAUGAAAACGAACAAUUCCUUUAGGCAGGCAGUGAGUAAGUUCCUCUCCACAAACACGCUUCAAAGUGUUUACAAUCGCCUGUCAGAACACGUGCCAUACCCGCCUCACAACCUUGCAGAGCUUCAAAUAAGCAAGAAGAAUUUAUCAACGCUAUUGACUGUGAAUCCCGACCCUGAGGCCAUGUGGCGUGUGUUUGGGGCCAAACCUGGGUUCUUUUGGCAGACAAUGGAGACAGAAGAUGCACCUGUGGACGACAAAACUGGUGGAAGGCUGUUUCAAGGGCCAGAAAUACACAAUGCACUGAUGCUGAUGCAGUCUGCCGUGUUCCGCCAGCCCUUUUGCUUGCUCGAUGUGCUGAUUCGCGCUCACUGUAAUGCUCUGGAUAUUGCUGGAAUCAGGCUGGUGUAUUCACACAACGAAUUACAUGAGGAGAAACCAGCCUUUGGAUUUCACCUCCCAAAUAACUCAUCACAGGAUGGAAUUUGUACUGGUCCUCAAGGCCCUGUUAUGGUUCUCGCGUUACGUGGGCCCCAGGCCAUCUCAAAGUGGCAGGACGAGGUGGGGCCUGUAGAUGCCAAAUUAGCUCAACGAACAGACCCCAACUCACUACGAGCCGUGUACAAUGGUGGGGCUAAGGAAGACCAUCUAUUUUGGUGCCCACGAAGCGCACAGGGUGUUGUUACAGAACUAUCCCGUUGGUUUGGGGGCCGUGUUCCGGAUAGUGGCGUGAUCAACACUGGCUGUAGAGAACCUUCUGUGACAUGCGAUGAAAACCCGGAAGAUUCCUUUCUCGGCAGAGGUCGAAAUAACAAAAGCCCUUUAUUGACAAGCUCACUUCACGGAAACUUCAGACCACCGCCUUAUUUCCUUACGGCCUCCACCGACACCAGCAUAUUCCUGUUCGUCUCACCAGCGCUGCCUGUAAAUUACAUCGGGAACGUCUUAAGCGCUUGCCUUGAGACUGGUUUCUGUACUCAAGGCGUUAAACGCAUUCACUUGAAUACAAUGCGUCUUAGCGGUCUUGGACUCUCGCCGGAGCAGAUCUCCUUGUUCUGUCGCAAGCGCGAUAAUCAGUCUUUAGCACCAUUAGCUUCCACAGUGCUCUUACUCAGAAGGGAAAACGCAUUACACCAUUCGCUGUCCGUGACUGAAUCAAUCGUUAACUCUGUAUCGCAUUCCGACUUGUCUCGGUCGUGUUUUCUAGCCGUCCCUUACAGCGAUUCUAUGCUUAAACAGCUCGGCGGAAAUUUUUCUCUCACCCCUGAUCCUGCAGCUUACCCUGUGGAGCUGCUGAGGCACGCUUUUCAUUCCAAUCCCGAAUUGGAGCAAGUCUGUGUCGUGACCUUAUUAAAAGAGAAAGCUACCGUCUCAGCAGGGACGCUUCUGAGCGAGCUUCUGCGGGAUGAAGAACCGCAGGAAGGGUCAAAUCCUCGUGGUGGUUUUGAACUCUUAGGGCUGAAGCUCCUUACUUCGUUGUCAUUGCAUCACGCCAAGGAGUUUACGCCGUGUAAAAUCGGAGACACGAUGUGGAAGAAAAGUCUCAAGACUCUAACAUCCGGUCCUGCUUUAGUUGUAGCUCUCAGAAGUGUUAAUGCAUUUGUGCGGCUAAGGCGCUUUCUAGAUUCUUAUUCAGAUUCUUCAAAGUCAAAACUUGCCAACAACAGCGUCCCCCUGGAUAUUCUUAUGUCAUGCACACCCGAACUUGCCUGUAGACAGCUAUCAGUGAUCUUCUUCGACAGAGAGCUCUUUUCAGAUCAGUCCGCACGGCAAAACCUUUACCUACUUCCCCCUCCCCGGCGGAUUAUCAACGGUGUCUGCAGCGGAAGUAGCGAGUCGUUAGACGAGGUGGAUGCGCGGGCUUCUUCUUCCGAUAGGAAGGCAAGGAGCAGACGGGUGAGUCUCGGAAAGUCUCCUGGGACGGCGUCUCUUAGCAGUGUGGAGACUUUGGGGUACGCCGACACGUCUGUCCUUCAGAGUUUGCUAGAGAAGCCCCGUGUCAUACCGACAGUGUGUGUGCUAAAGCCUCGCACUGCAAGCAAACACCUCGGUAAGGUGUUAAAGAGAUUGGGUCAAGAAGGGUUCUCUGUGAUUGCCUUGAAAAUGACGUGUCUUUCGUCCAAAGACGUUUCUACGCUCAUGCCUGAGAAGGAAAAACUAGAAAGUCACAUAAGUCACAUGACAUCCGGUCCGUCGGUGGUGCUAUGUCUCCAUCGUGAGAACGCUGUCGGGCGCCUUCUGGACGUACUCGGUCCCAGUGAUGCUCGAGCUGCAAAGAAACUGUCUCAGUUCUAUUUGAGGGGUUCGUUUGGCGAGGAUUCGAUUCAAAAUGGCUUUUACGGAUCUGAAACGUACGAAAAGGCGAUCAGAGAUAUCAAGGUUCUGUUUCCUGAAGGUGUUUGCUGUCCUCCGUGUAUUGACCUUAGGGCUGAGGAGAUUCCAUGUUUAACUCUGGAUGAAGUUUUUAGCGUGACAGCCAACAGAUCGCUCGUGAAACUCUCCACAGAAGAGCAGAGCAGAGUGGAAACCAGCCCGGGUAUGACCCUCCUGCCGAGUUCUUUAUUGGAGAUCAAUUGCUUGCUGUUACUGCCACAGCUGUUGGUCAGCGGUGCUCAGACCGGGCGGCGAGGUAACAUCAGUUACGCCGAGAUCAUAGAGGCCUUGCUGACUGCAGGGUUUCACUUCAUCGGGCUUCGAAUGGUGCUGUUAGGAGUGGCUGAAGCGGCGCAUUGUGCAAAGCUGUACAGCGGUUGCCUGCCCGAGAAUUGGAAACCUCAUCACUUGGCUGUUCAACUCUCCAAGUCACCGUGUCUUGUCAUGGCUGUCUUGCGUGACGGUGCCGUCACCUGUUAUGACACGUUGUGUGAAAGCUCUCCGAAACUGAAAUCAUCAUUCGUAAAUUCAGGAAAGUUCAUGUUGGCGGGGAAGACGUUGAAAGAGGCUAAGUGCUUGGUGGAAUGUUUCUUUGAUCAUCUGGUUCCUAACAGAAAAGCCCGGAUAGAGUUGAGCGCUUCCUAAUCCCCCGCUUUUCAUCGACCGGGUCAAAGGGAAUUGUACAGAUUAGUACGAGCGGAUUACUGCGUAGGGAAAAUUGAUGCUAACUCAGACAAUUUUAGAAGAACAGAUGAAGACAAAGCCUAAAACUGUUUCCCGGAUAUCUAAACUUAUACCUUGUGUUUCUUUUGAAAUUAAGCCUAUCUGGAAACAGUGGAAGUCUGGUGUUGAUCAUAUUAGAACAACUCUUCGUUCAUAAGAGGUUUGUGAAAGACUCUUCGGUUAAGAGUUCAUGAUGUUAACCCUGGAAUUGAACUAAUUUUGGCCUUUCUGUUUUUCUCUCAAAAUAUUUUUUUAUGGCUACGUGUUGUAAGGUAGGGCGUUAGUUUCCUCGCCAAAGUAAACAACCGCUCGCCUACGGACUUCCCGUACUGAGAGAAAUGGAAAGAAGUUGUUGAUGUUUCCUUCACAUUACGUGACGUGAAUGUGUGUUCCCUCCGCUGUUCGCUCCUAAUAUCCCGAAUUUCAUUUUACACUAGCUCUGUCUGUCUUCAAACAUCUUGUUUUGUUUUGUUUUUUUUUUUUGUCGCUUAUAGUGUACACAAUUCUUAUAUGACGGGGCAGAUUUUGGCUCUUAUCGAUCUUAGUCUGGUUUCUCCAACAUUCAAAUGCCGGCCGUGCGCAUUUGACUUUUACUUGUAGACUACUGAGAAAAACUUCCUGUUCUUUCUCGAGUGGAUGAUUUCCUUUUUAGCACAAUGACGAAAAUCCAUGUUGAAGAAUUAAAGAGCUGCACGGUGUUCACGACCUUCGAUUUGAAUUAUUUACAAUCACGCGUGUUCUCAAAGAGAAGAUUUAUUCAUCAUUGUGCUUGUGCUUGUGCCACAAACCUGUGCCAAAGUUUGCUUGGAUUAGAUUUAACCUUUGUAAGAAGUUAAAUUAUUGAAUUAAUGCUUUUUGUUGCCUUUUGCAGCAUUAGGUUGAAUACCUUUUUGUACUUGACUAACUGUAUAUUUGACGUAAUUGUAAAAACACUGAAAUAAAAACCCAAAACGGAUAAA
This is a messenger RNA of Stylophora pistillata, 6232 nucleotides long. Its product is annotated as dynein axonemal assembly factor 8. Gene Ontology annotation, cellular component: axonemal microtubule. Lineage: Eukaryota; Metazoa; Cnidaria; Anthozoa; Scleractinia; Pocilloporidae. The record is from RefSeq and is a predicted model, not a curated record.